Messenger RNA from Raphanus sativus (radish), 2473 nucleotides. Its product is annotated as protein FAR1-RELATED SEQUENCE 8. The transcript is spliced from 3 exons. Gene Ontology annotation, molecular function: zinc ion binding. NCBI's taxonomy places the organism in Eukaryota, Viridiplantae, Streptophyta, Magnoliopsida, Brassicales, Brassicaceae. The record is from RefSeq and is a predicted model, not a curated record. Gene Ontology annotation, biological process: regulation of DNA-templated transcription. Bases 42 to 2333 code for a protein of 763 amino acids.
UUGUUAGAAUAAGUUGAAAGAGGAGUUGUCUGUGUGUGUGUAUGGGAGAGAGGAAGAGGUCCUCCUUUGCUGCAGGUUCUGUUGGCUCUCCUCUGCGGGAGCACUAUGGGCUGCUAUUGUUACAGAUUUUACUAGCCUCCUCCUCCUCUCCUGCGCAGCGACAAACGAUGAUGGAUGAUAGUAACGCCUACUCUCCCCACGACCAAUCUCUCUCCCCAAACUCUAAUCUUUGCAUCACGAUCGAGGAGGGUUCUCAAAGCAGCGAGCAGCUGGUUGUAGUACAAGACAGAGACGACGACGACCUUCCAAUCGUCGGAGACAACAACAACCCUCCUCCCGACCUCCACGAUUGCGAUGGAUUACUUACUCAAUUCCCAGCUCAAAGCAACGAAUCCGAAAAGUGUUCGAUGUCGUCGGCUCCUCCUCCUCCUCCACCACCCGCUACCGGAAUGGAAUUCGACUCCUACGACGACGCCUACACUUACUACAACUCCUACGCGAGGGACCUAGGUUUCGCGAUCAGGGUCAAAUCCUCGUGGACAAAGCGUAACAGCAAGGAGAAACGCGGCGCCGUCUUGUGCUGCAACUGCGAAGGUUUCAAGACGGUCAAAGAACCAAACAACAGCGCCCGGAGAAAAGAGACGAGAACCGGUUGCCAGGCCAUGAUCCGCCUCAGACUGAUCGAACUCGAUAGAUGGAAAAUCGAUGAAGUCAAACUCGAACACAACCACUCUUUUGACCCUGACCGAGCUCACAACUCCAAGUCUCACAAGAAAGCUUGUGGUGGCGCUGCUGCUGCUGCCACCAAGAGAAAACCUGAACCGCCUCUUGAUGUCCAAGUUCGCACCAUCAAGUUGUAUAGGACCACCAAUGCUAUUGACUCUAAUGGGGAGACCAGUCAUGAUCAGUCACACUCUUCGAGGCGUUUGGAUCUCAGCUUUAGAGUCUUGCAGGACUUCUUCUUCCAAUCUCAGCUUACCAACCCCAACUUCUUCUACUCCAUGGAUCUCGGCCACGACGGAGGUGGCCUCAGGAACGUCUUCUGGAUCGAGUCUCGAGCCAGGGCUGCUUACUCUCACUUCCGCGACGUGGUUGUCUUCGACACAACGUGUUUAUCCAACGCCUACGACCUCCCUCUCGUCGCGUUUGUUGGAAUCAACCACCACGGAGAUCCCAUCUUACUCGGAUGUGGUUUGGUUGCUGACACGAAGAGCUCCGAGACAUACGUCUGGCUCUUCAGAGCUUGGCUUACCUGCAUGUCGGGCCGUCCCCCGCAGACCUUCGUCACUGAGCAUUGCAAGCCCGUGCAGGCUGCAGUAUCCGAAGUUUUCCCUAGGGCUCACCACCGUCUUAGCUUGACCCACGUCUUGCAAACCAUCUUUAGGAGCGUUGUCGACGACGGGGUACUACAAGAUUCAGAGUCGUUCCGUGUGGCGCUGAACAGAGUGGUGUACGGUUAUCUCAAGGUCGAGGAGUUCGAAGUCGCUUGGGAGGGAAUGAUCAAUCGGUUUGGGCUUACGAAUCACGAGACCGUCCGGGGUUUGUUUCAGGAUCGGGAACAGUGGGCUCCUGUUUACCUCAAGGAGACUUUUUUGGCAGGGGGGCUGACUUUUCGGCUGGGAAACGCGGCAGCUCCCUUCAUCUUCAGCAGCUACGUUCACCAGCAGACUUCACUGAGAGAGUUCCUCGAAGGGUACGAGUCUUUUCUGGAUAAAAAGUACACAAACGAGGCCUUGUGCGAUGCAGAGUCGUCCAAAUCAAUCCCUGAGCUCAAAACAACGCACCCGUACGAGUCUCAGAUGGCAAAGGUGUUCACAAAGGAGAUAUUCACGAGGUUCCAAGAGGAGGUAUCGGCGACGUCUUCAUGUUCUGGAGUAACGCAAGUCCACUCAAACGGCGGCUCGGCCUCCACUUACGUGGUGAAAGAGCGGGAGGGAGAGAAAGUGAGAGACUUUGAGGUCGUCUACGAGACAAAUGCUGCUGCUGCAGCAGGAGGAGGAGCAGCACAGGUACGUUGCUUCUGUGUGUGUGGUGGUUUCAGCUUCAACGGGUACCAAUGCAGACACGUGCUCCUCCUGCUCAGCCACAAGGGCUUGGAGGAAAUCCCGUCUCAGUAUAUACUGCAGCGUUGGCGUAAGGACGUGAAGCGUCUCUAUGUUGUAGAUUUCGGGUCAGGCUGUGUAGACAUGACGAAUCCGGUGCAAUGGUACGAGCAUUUGCACAGAAGAGCGAUGCAGGUCGUUGAACAAGGGAUGCGAUCGAAAGAGCACUGCAGAGUUGCCUGGGAAGCGUUUAAAGAGAGUGUGAAUAGAGUGACAGAGAAGUCUUCGUAGGUACCUUUUUUUGUGUUACCUGCUACUGUAGUAUGUUUUAUAUCUUCACACCUGAUUGAAAUUCUAAUAAUUAUUAGGGUCAGAACUCAUUCCUGCAAUAGAUUCAUGUAGGGAUCAUUAAAGACUUAUCUUUCUUGUUC